AUGUGGGAUGAAGAGAGUGACAAUCCAACAGAGAUCAUCUAUGGUAAUUUUACAAAACCCAAUUCUCUCUUUGUGACAUCAAAUGGUGAUAUUUAUAUUGAUGAUGGUGAGAAGAAUGGUGAAGUACAGAGAUGGAGUGCAGAAACAAAUACCUUUGUCACGGUGAUGAAUGUCAACUCAUCAUGUCAUGGUUUGUUUGUCGAUAUCAAUGAUACUCUUUAUUGUUCAAUGCCUGACUAUCAUCAAGUUGUGAAAAAAUCAUUGAAUGAUUCUGUGAUGGCUUCAAACCUCAUCGCUGCUGGAACAGGUAUUUCCGGAGAUAGGUUAGAUGAACUGGCUGAACCUAGUGGAAUCUUUGUCGAUGUGAAUUUUGAUUUAUAUGUGGCAGAUUGUUUCAAUCAUCGAGUUCAAUUGUUUCAGUCUGGAAAAUCAAAUGGCAACACAGUGGCUGGAAGAGAUACACUGCCUGAAACAAUUGAACUUAACUAUCCUACUGCAAUUAUAUUAGAUGCUGAGAAGUAUUUAUUCAUUAUAGAUCAAAAUAAUCAUCGCAUUGUUGGUUCAAGCUUGAAUGGUUUUCGAUGUUUAGUUGGAUGUUAUGGCGUGGGCUCGCAAUCCAAUCAAUUAUCUAGCCCAUUUAGCUUUACUUUUGAUCGUUAUAGAAACAUAUUUGUUACUGAUACAUCAAAUCAUCGAGUUCAAAAAUUUAAACAUUUAAAAAAGUCUUGUGGUAUCCCAGUAAAUAUCCAGUUAAAAUACUCAUCACAACUAACUGAUGAUAGCCCAACAUAUUAUCGAGAUUGUCAAGUACCACAAUGUCAUUAUGAAACUUCACAAAUUUAUGUUAAUACAACAGGUUUGUAUGUUCUUUGGAGUGAAAAUAAUAUUAACGCAUAUGGAUAUAUCUAUCAAAAUAAUUUCAAUCCUCUAAAACCAUCCGAGAAUUUACUCCUGUCACAUGGCGGCAAAUGUAAUAAUGAACAAUUCAAAUUAAUCAUCGAUCUCGAGAUCAACACUCGAUACAUAUUAGUUGUGACAACACAAGAUCCUAAGAUUAUUGGCAACUUCUCUGUUUUUAUCUCUGGACCAAACAAUAUCAGCCUUAGUCCUUUCAGUCCAGAACUCAGUAGUUGUGUGAUUGGUGAUCAAUGUAACUUUUACAUCAAAGGAAUUGGUUUGACACUUGAUGAUAUUCUACGCGACGAACUUAAACCAAAUACAGUGUUGAAUAAUCAAUCAUUUUCAAUUAAAUUAAGUGCGGCUUUAACAAUAAUUAUGUUUGUUGCAGGAUUAAUCAAUAGUAUUCUUUCUUUUAUUACAUUCCAAAAUAAAGAUUCUCAACAAGUUGGAUGUGGAAUGUAUCUAUUGGCAUCAUCAAUUACUUCUCUUUUGGCAAUUACUAUGUUCAUAAUUAAAUUCUGGUUUGUUGUUCUUACUCAUAUCAAUGUAUCCACUAGUCUCUCUGUUCUUCGUGGAGGUUGUGCAUCCAUUGAACCGAUUCUAAAACUUUUUCUCUACUUGGAUGGUUGGCUUAAUGCUUGUGUAGCAGUUGAACGAGCAGCACUUAUUCUUAAAGGAGUAAAAUUUGAUAAGAAAAAGAGCAAAUCUACUGCUCGACGAACAAUUCUUAUUUUACCACUCUGUAUUCUUGGGACACUUAUUCAUGAGCUCGCAUUUCGUAGAUUAUUCGAAUAUGAAACAGCACCAGAUACGACAAAUACGAAUAAGACUAAUGAAGACACAAUCAAGCGAUAUGUAUCAUGUAUCACUCAUUAUUCUCCUUCAGUCCAAGAUUACAAUACAGCCGUUCUAUUUUUUCAUCUUGUUGGUCCAUUUAUUGUUAAUCUUUUCUCGGCAUUGUUCAUCAUCUUUGGAGGUGCUCGACAACGAUCAAUGGCACGAACUAACCAAAGUUUUAAAGAACAUGUUCAGCUACAAUUUCGCGAACAUAAACAAUUGAUCAUUAGUCCAAUAGUUUUACUCAUUUUGUCAAUACCUCGCCUCAUCAUUUCAUUACUUCCUGGUUGUGCGAAAACAUCUGAGAACUUGUGGUUGUAUCUUGGAGCAUAUUUCAUUUCGUUCACUCCUUCGAUGUUGAUCUUUCUUAUCUUUGUUUUUCCUUCAAAAUCAUAUAUGAAAGCGUUUAAACAAUCUAUCAUUCGUACUCAACGGCGUACCCGUCCGUAA
Molecule: messenger RNA, 2187 nt
Organism: Adineta steineri
Lineage: Eukaryota; Metazoa; Rotifera; Eurotatoria; Adinetida; Adinetidae
Source: the annotation of a GenBank genome assembly